UAUACGAUAUGACAGUGAGGACAACAGGUGCAACAAAAAUAGGGGAAUUGUAAAACAGUUGAGUCGGAACACAGAAGGUCGAUAUUUCGAAAAACGGAUGUCAGGAAACGCACAUGACUUAGUGUGUUCCAUACAAGUGUCGAGCUUUAUUGUUAUAAUACUUUGUUAGUUGUUACAGUUAGCGCGUUAGUUCAAUAAUUUUAUUUGUUUGUACGGUUUAUCUUUGACUGUGAUUUUGGAGAGAUGGGAGAUAACGAUUCUGUGAUUACUAUUAACGAUUUACCAUUAACUUUUAGCAUUAAAUAUUUAGGAAGCCAGCCAUCUAAAGGCCUAUGGGGAAUGAAACACACAAGAAAACCAGUAGACUAUUUAGUAUCCCAAGCCAAAAACUUACCCCCAAAUGUCAUAUUACCAAUGGUCAACUUCACCGUAUCAGAAAAUGGAGUGUCGUUCGUAGAAAUGUCGAACAAAAAAGCCAAAGGAGAACCAACCAAAUUUUCCGUUGAUAUAAUUUCAUAUGGUGUGCAAGAUUUAGUCUAUACAAGGGUAUUUAGUAUGAUAGUUGUAACUGAGGAUACACUGGAACAUGGAAUUCCAUUCGAAUGCCACAGUUUUGUGUGUGAAUCUAGGGACCAAGCUAGAAAAAUUACGUAUGCAUUAGCUGCAGCUUUUCAAGAUUAUGGAAGAAAGUUCAAGUCUGAUAAUAGUGAAAGACCCAUUAAGAAGUUUGCUAUAGAUUUAAGAACACCAGAGGAACAAGCUGUAGCAUCAGAUGGUGAAACCGAUGCUUGAAAUUCAGUAUUUAUUAUAUUUUAAGAAAAUGUAUAUUAUGUACUUAGGAGCUUUUUUAUUGUUAUGUUAGGAUAAUUUAAAAGAUAUUAAACACAAUUAAUUUUAA
Molecule: messenger RNA, 898 nt
Organism: Psylliodes chrysocephalus
Lineage: Eukaryota; Metazoa; Arthropoda; Insecta; Coleoptera; Chrysomelidae
Source: the annotation of a GenBank genome assembly